Molecule: messenger RNA, 1141 nt
Organism: Neodiprion virginianus
Lineage: Eukaryota; Metazoa; Arthropoda; Insecta; Hymenoptera; Diprionidae
Product: chondroitin proteoglycan 2-like
Exons: 5
Coding region: 42-1016 (324 amino acids)
Cellular component (GO): extracellular region
Molecular function (GO): chitin binding
Source: RefSeq, a predicted model, not a curated record
CGCAAAUCAAUCAGCAGAGUUCAACUCGAAUAUUCGGCAACAUGAAGGUAUACGCUUUCUCGUUCCUCAUCCUGGCUCUUUUGGCGGUCGGCUUCGGUCGCGCCACUAGGUGCCCGAAGGUAGAUGGAAAAUAUGCAGUCAGCAUACCGAACUAUCUUAACUGCAGCACAUUCUACAAAUGUAACAACGGUGAAGCGGUUCUGUUCGAGUGCUCCGCAGGAUUGCAUUACAACGCUGAAAAGGGAGUAUGCGACUGGCCUCAGAGUGCUGGAUGCCCUGAUCCUCCCACCGAACCCACUACCGAAUCAACUACCGAAUCAUCUACCGAAUCUGCAGACGUGGAUGAUGUCGAUAUAAAUAAAGUAUAUAAGCCUCCGAUCCAUCAAGCCACAUCACAGUCAGCACAUCGAAUAUUCGGCAACAUGAAGGCAUACGUUUACUCAAUUCUUGCCCUGGCUUUCCUGGCGGUGGCCUACGCCGUCGAAUGCCCUGAAGAAGACGGUGAAUAUGUCUUUUUAUUCGAAAACCCGUCCAACUGCAGCACCUUCUAUAAAUGCAGCCAGGGCGUAGCAAAUCUUAUGAGCUGCUCCUCUGGUUUGGAAUUCAAUGCAGAACUGGAAGUCUGUGACUGGCCAGAGAACGCCAAUUGCAGCGUAGCAAGUGUUGGUGAAGACGAUGAGAACGAUGAUGAAGUUGUCGAUGAUGCGGAGGCAGAUGAGGAGGACGAAGAUGAGGAGGACGAAGACGAGGAGGAGAUUGGGCAGAGGAAGAAGGGAGAUAAAGGAGAGAACAAGUGGAUAGGUCUUAUCCGCAGAUGUCCCAAGGUCAAUGGUGUAUACGCCGUCAGUAUUCCCAACUACCGUGAUUGCAGAAAAUUCUACAAAUGCGACCACGGUAAAGCCGUUCCGUUCUCCUGCCCCUCUGGAUUGUUGUACAACAGGAAUCUUCAAGUAUGUGAUUGGCCUCAGAACGUCAUCUGCAGAUCCUUCAUCAAAUCCACAGACGUGGAGAAUUAAUAGAAGAUGCUGGAGUUAACUUUUUACUUGCGCAAUUACCACUUCGCUGAUUAAUUCAACUAAAUGUAAUAAGUAUCUUGUAUUUUGAUAUGCUAUCAAUAAAUAUGUGCAGCGAAUCCACAAAA